CAUAUAGUGUUUGCACGUGUAGUGCAAUUGAAUGACAAAUUGACAGUUCAAUAGUUAGAGUAUACAGUACUGUAUAUACAGUAAUAUCAAUUGACAACAAUAGCAUCAAUGCAUUAGUGAUGCAAUCAAUUGUCAAUUGAAUGUCUAUUGAUGUCUAUUAUAGCAAUGCAUUCAUUCAAUUGAUAUUAUUGUUGACGAUAUGACACAAUCGACAACACAAUCAUAUAUACAUCCAGUGAUGGCUUUGCGUUAAUGUUUUGUUUUGACUCAAAAUAAUUGUAUAAUUUUGUUGAUAAUUUCAAUCGACAUUCAAUCCAAUAUAAUAUACGUUAAUUGUAAAAUAUUUGAUGAUAUCUUAAAGGCAUAAUCAAUAAUAAUGAAUGGAUAUAACAACAACAGUAUUGUCCMGACAAUCGGUUUACAGAGAGAUAAGUUAACACUUAAGAGUGAAUUAAGACAUUUGUCGAUCAAAGAUCGUCACCAAUUGUCGACACUGUUGGACACAAAUCAUGGAUGGAAACAAUUGGCAACUGUUAUACCAAAACCCGAUGACGGGAACGGCCUAUUGAUCUCGAGCUCAAACAUAACAGUUUUGGAGGAUCUGAUUAAAAUAGGAAAGAGUCCGACACAAGCUUUGAUUGACUUUUGGGGAACAAGUGGUAGAAAGAGAGCCACAAUUGAAGAUAUGGUKAAACUAUUAAAUAAUUGUCAUUUAUAUAGGGCUUCACUUUUUAUAGUUAAAGACGUACUUAAAAUUGAAUCCUUUGAGCAUUCAAUUGAUAGCAACUUAAAUAAUGACAAUUAUCUCAUAAAUAGUGAUGAAAAAUGUUACGAUAAGUUAAUGAGUACAUUAAGUAUUGCUAAUACUAGUGCUGCUAAUAAAUGCGAUAAAUUAGGUAACGAUAACAAGUGUUAUCAUAUAAAUGAGUUAUCGAUGAAAUUGUGCCAAUUGUCUGAUGAUAAUAAAUAUAAUACUAAUAGUAAUCACUUAAUAGAUCCGUCGGCACCAAAUGAAUCACAAAUUAGUUUUAGCGAUAGUUAUAAAAUACAAACUGACAAUAAUGUCAAUGGUUUAACUGAAAAUUUGAUUCAAUAUUGUUAUAAUGAUAUUUCUAAUACCACUAAUAGUUUUAGUGAUAAUUUCAAGUUAGGUGAGGGAGCUUUUGGUGSUGUAUUUCGGUGUCAAUUCACCCAAAGUGAAGACCCGAUUGCAGUUAAACGACUUAAAGUUGAUUUUCAAAAGCAAUUUCUCUCUGAACUCAAAGUAAUGACUAAAUUUUCACACAAAAACUUAUUAUCCAUUCGUGGCAUUUCAACAGAUGGUCCAUCACUUCUUAUAGUAUAUGACUAUAUGUCUAACGGAUCACUUCAAGAUUGUCUACAAUAUAGGCCACAAUAUAUAAAUUGGAAACAAAGAUUAAGCAUAACUUUGGGAACCGCAGARGGUAUCUGUCAUUUACAUACUUUUAAUUCAAAACCAUACGUUCAUCGGGAUAUCAAAAGUGCAAAUAUAUUACUCGAUGACAAUUUCAAUGCUAGAGUUGGUGACUUUGGAUUAGUUAGAAUAGGUGGCUCCGGGACUAAUACAUCUACUUCACCUCUGGCUACUACUAUAAUUGGCACCACUAUAUACAUGGCACCGGAAGCAUAUCGUGGAGACAUUAGUGUAAAACUGGAUACAUUUAGCUUUGGUAUUGUUUUACUCGAACUAUUAACUGGUUUGAAACCCUAUGAUGAAAGCCGUGAGGGUUAUGACCUCUUGUCAUAUAUUGAGGAAAAGGCAAUAGAUUUUGAAGACAACGAUAAAAAUUUUAUCGAAACUAUUAUUGAUAAAACUAUUGGACAUUUGAAUGACAUGAUUGGCCUUCAAUUAUAUGAAAUAUCGCGUAAAUGUGUUGAACAACGUAAAAAAUGUCGGCCCUCAAUGACCCAGGUUUUGGAAUCCUUAAAGAAAAUUGAGUUCAUUUGACAUUCAAAAAUAGUUUACUUUUUAAAAAGCUUUUUUAAUUAUACAUUUUUUCUCACAACUCAUAACAUAUUAGUAAU
This is a messenger RNA of Oppia nitens, 2046 nucleotides long. Its product is annotated as interleukin-1 receptor-associated kinase 4-like. Gene Ontology annotation, biological process: protein phosphorylation. The record is from RefSeq and is a predicted model, not a curated record. Gene Ontology annotation, molecular function: ATP binding; protein kinase activity. The transcript is spliced from 4 exons. Gene Ontology annotation, cellular component: plasma membrane. The coding region runs from base 377 to 1969 and encodes 530 amino acids. Lineage: Eukaryota; Metazoa; Arthropoda; Arachnida; Sarcoptiformes; Oppiidae.